Molecule: messenger RNA, 351 nt
Organism: Anisakis simplex (herring worm)
Lineage: Eukaryota; Metazoa; Nematoda; Chromadorea; Rhabditida; Anisakidae
Source: the annotation of a GenBank genome assembly
AAAAUCCUUUCAGGAAGUUGUGUGGGAGAUGCAGUUGGUACGUGCAAUUGUGCUGCGUGUUCGUCAUUUGUGGCCUGCCAGGACGACUCGGUUUGCGGUGGGCUCAGAGGAGCGUGUAACAAGCAAACUGGACAGUGUGAUUGUGAACGCGGUUUGCAUUCACUUCAUUUCAUUCAGCACUUGCCACGCUUUUUAAUCGCACAGUUCAAUGCGACAAAUUUUCCAUCCUUCAAUCCGAAUGGAAGCUAUUUCGAUGCGUUGAUGUUCUUUUGUAACAUUAAAAGAGGCGUACCAAACACGGAUAAAUGCUUUGGACUUCCUUGUAAUAGCGGACUUUGUGCGUGUUCUUAA